AAUCCAAAUGUUGCCCCCAUUUGCCCUAUACAGGUUUCUUUUAUCUCUCUGAGCCUCAGUGACUUCAUCUGAAAAAUGGAGAUGAUGCCUAUGUGGCUGAGAUCCCAAAGACUUAAAGACAAUGCAUUAGGAAAGCACCUAGCACAGUGCCUACGAAGAUUUUAUUAUUAUUAUUUCCAAAAGGACAGACAUCAUUUCUCCUAAACCCUUUAAAUAAUCUAGCAAAAUCAGGGUUAUUAAUACCUACAUCAUGGAGAAAAAAAUACACUAACUAAAAUUAUGAUUAUGAUAAAUUAUUAUGCUAAUAAACUAUAAAACAUUAAAGCACUAAGAUUUUUUAAAGUCUGUAAUAAGAAACUGAAAUGGCUACUUUAAAAAGUCAAGGAAUUGGCCAUCUAAUCUAAACAAUUUCAACAUCCCAUCAGUAGCUCAAAGCUGAAGAAAAUACAAGAGAAUGUCUCUAAUAGUACUAUAAAUGUUAAAACAGCCUCUGGACGAAAGAGAAAGUUGUAAAUAUCCAGCUGGCCAAUGUUCAAUUCCAACAGCAAAGGAGGUGGUCUUCAAAGCCCCAACACACAGGGGUACCCAAUAAACCCCAGCACAGCAACCCAGAUCCACAAGCCUCUAGUCCCUUCUUAAGCUUCAUUCAAAGGGCAAAGAGGGGGUACGCAGCACUCCCAAGGGCAUCUAAUUCUGAAGGAAAAGAUUCAAAUAUAAACUCCUGUGACGGGAUUACGGCAAAGAGGGGAGCACGCAAGGGGAGCAAACACAUAUUUCCCACUCUGUUCCUGGUAGCCUCUAUACAGAAGUCUUAAGACACCUUUGUCAUAUGCACAGAAGAUCAAAGGAAAGUGUGCAUUAGAUUUCUAUUCACCACAGAAAGGAAAGUAUAACCAGUGAUGAAAACUGCUUACAGCUGAAAACUAUAUUAAUUAUCUUUUGAAAACUGCCAUCUGAUGCCUUCAUAAUUAUUUCAGUUCAUUAAACUCCUUAAGCUUUUUCUUCUACUGUAUUUACUUUCAAAGCUAAGGUUAUCUAGGAAUGUCUACCUAGAAUUUCUUAUUUUAGCAAGAAAGUAAUUCUCUCUCCACAAUCCAAUCAGAACCUAGAAUAUUCAACAAAACAGCAAUACAUCAGCCAGGCAAGGAAAAACUCCAUGAAAAUUGCCCAAAGUGACAAAAACAAACUUAAAUCAUAAAACUCUUUGGUGUACUCUCAAUAGGCUAAUUAUAAAACAUACAUUACAACCACACAUCUGUAAAAGCUUAGCACCUAUGUAAGUCUUGUCCUAAUACCAAGUCUGGUUUCAAAGGAUUUGCAGACAGUUUCACAUGAAGCUUCUAAAUGAUUUCUAUUUAUUUACAAAUAAGAACACUUAAAAUACUUAACGCAUUCCUUUUUAUCAUGAGUUAUUCAGGUAUUUUGUUAUUUACACAUAAUAUUUGGUCAAAUUAGUAAAUACUUGAUUGCCUGCACUUGUGCAAAGAAGAUACAGUAGUGUCAAACGAGCAUGAACCACAAUCAUCACCCUCAGGAACUUUACAGUAUGCUCGGAAAAAUGUUUAAAUGUCAAACUAUAUUUUAACAGUUAUUCAAAGAAACAAUACUUAAUCAGUAAACACCCUCUUAUGUACAGAUAAAAAGAGAGCAAGCUGUCAGACUAGGAAAGCCUUCGCAAGUUAUAGUCAGGGAAGCAUUCCAAAGAAAGCACAACAUGAAUGAGGUCUCCAAAUUUAGGGAAUAAUAACUAUAAAACAGGUAAGGGCUUACUAAUUUACUCUUGAUUUCAGAGAAUUCCAGCCUAAGAUGGAUGGCAGUAAUUGCAAAGUUAUAGCUCCUCUCCUAACUCAGAGAUACCGAAGGAUGGUCACCAAGGAUGGCCACAGCACACUUCAAAUGGACGGCGCUCAAAGGGGCCUCGCGUAUCUUCGAGAUGCUUGGGGAAUCCUAAUGGACAUGCGCUGGCGUUGGAUGAUGUUGGUCUUCUCUGCUUCUUUUGUUGUCCACUGGCUUGUCUUUGCAGUGCUCUGGUAUGUCCUAGCUGAGAUGAAUGGUGAUCUGGAACUAGAUCACGAUGCCCCACCUGAAAACCACACUAUCUGUGUCAAGUACAUCACCAGUUUCACAGCGGCAUUCUCCUUCUCCCUGGAGACACAACUUACAAUUGGUUAUGGUACCAUGUUCCCCAGUGGUGACUGUCCAAGUGCAAUCGCCUUACUUGCCAUACAAAUGCUCCUAGGCCUCAUGCUAGAGGCUUUUAUCACAGGUGCCUUUGUGGCGAAGAUUGCCCGGCCAAAAAAUCGAGCUUUCUCAAUUCGCUUUACUGACUUAGCAGUAGUAACUCACAUAGAUGGCAAACCCAAUCUUAUUUUCCAAGUGGCCAACAUUCGACCUAGCCCUCUAACCAGUGUUCGGGUCUCAGCUGUACUCUAUCAGGAAAGAGAAAAUGGCCAGCUCUACCAGACCAGUGUGGAUUUCCACCUUGACAGCAUCAGUUCCGAGGAAUGUCCAUUCUUUAUAUUUCCACUAACCUACUAUCACUCCAUUACACCAUCAAGUCCUCUGGCUACUCUGCUCCAGCAUGAAAAUCCUCCCCACUUUGAACUAGUGGUGUUCCUUUCAGCAAUGCAGGAAGGCACUGGAGAAAUAUGCCAAAGGAGGACAUCCUACCUACCCUCUGAGAUCAUGAUACAUCACUGUUUUGCAUCGCUGCUGACCCGAGGUUCCAAAGGUGAAUAUCAAAUCAAGAUGGAGAAUUUUGACAAGACUAUCCCUCAACUUCCACCUCCUCUGGUGUCUAAGAGCCCAAACAGGACUGACCUGGAUAUCCACAUCAAUGGACAAAGCAUUGACAAUUUUCAGAUCUCUGAAACAGGACUGACAGAGUAAGACUUACCCAUGGUACCCUUCUUUUUUAAUGUAUUAAAUAUACCCAACUAGUUAUACAGCUA
Molecule: messenger RNA, 2951 nt
Organism: Trichechus manatus latirostris (Florida manatee)
Lineage: Eukaryota; Metazoa; Chordata; Mammalia; Sirenia; Trichechidae
Gene: KCNJ13
Product: potassium inwardly rectifying channel subfamily J member 13
Exons: 2
Coding region: 1807-2889 (360 amino acids)
Biological process (GO): regulation of monoatomic ion transmembrane transport; potassium ion import across plasma membrane
Cellular component (GO): plasma membrane
Molecular function (GO): inward rectifier potassium channel activity
Source: RefSeq, a predicted model, not a curated record